Messenger RNA from Populus nigra (black poplar), 2074 nucleotides. RefSeq names its product FHA domain-containing protein DDL-like. The transcript has 9 exons. Gene Ontology annotation, cellular component: nucleus. Gene Ontology annotation, molecular function: mRNA binding; protein binding. The coding region runs from base 710 to 1147 and encodes 145 amino acids. The record is from RefSeq and is a predicted model, not a curated record. Lineage: Eukaryota; Viridiplantae; Streptophyta; Magnoliopsida; Malpighiales; Salicaceae.
GCAUAUUACUAAUUUAAUUCGAUCACACUCUCUAUGCUAGAAUAAAUUGAAAUAAUGAGGGAUAGAGAGAUUACAUACGGUGUCAUGGUGCUUCAGUCCACUGAAAUUGAAAUAAUCAGGCAUCGACACAGAAGCUCUCAUAGAGAUGAGAUAGAGACACUUCUGUAGCGAGUGAGAGAAACAACGGUAAUGCCGAAAUAAUAAAUCUCCGAAGAAGGAAACGGGAUAUGUCUCAUUCUCCAUCUCUUCCUGCUCCGGCGAGAGACAGGAGCUCGCAAAAAGACUGGUCCCUAGUAGAGAAAGAGAGAAAUUCAACCCGAACGAGGUUUCCUUCGUCAAGAAUGAAAAGAUUAAGGAGAGCCCAUGCAGAGAAAGAGGGUGAAAAAAUGAGGGAUAGAGAGAUCGAGAGGAAUUAUGUGAAAAAGGGAAGCGAGAAGGGUGAGAGAAGAAUAUGAAAGGAAUCACAGAGACAGAGGAGAGAGGGAAGUUGGGAGGAGAGAGGGUCAGAGGUUGAAGGAAAGUCUUCUUCUAAAGGAAGACAUGGGGGGCGAUCUGCUUCUCCAUUGCGAUCAAACCGUCGGAACAGGAGCAAGCAUAGGUCUCGCUCACCACAGCCUCAAUCAGAGAGAGACCGCAAAAGGGGAAAAACUCUUGGGGAGCUGAACGAAGGAGCAGUGAUGAUGACAAUUACGAUGAUUCUGUGUCUAAGAUGAAGGCUGCUGAGGAGACUUUGGAAGCCAAGCAAAAGAAACAAUCUUCUUUUGAGCUAUCUGGAAAACUCGCUGCUGAAACCAAUAGAGUCAGAGGCAUUACAUUUCUGUUCACCAAGCCCCCAUAUGCUAAGAAACCUGAUAUAAGAUGGAGACUUUAUGUUUUUAAGGGUGGUGAGGCUCUGAAUGGGCAUUUUUGUGAUUCUUGUUUCUGGUUUCUUUGGCAAGUAGAAAAGGAGCAGCCUGAUGGUAUGUUAAAAAAUCAAGUAAGGCCUUACAUGAUGGAUCUUGGAAGCACCAAUAAAACUUUCAUUAAUGAUAAUCCCAUUGAACCUCAACGCUAUUAUGAACUAUUUGAAAAGGAUGCAAUCAAAUUUGGUUGUAGCUGGUCUCUUAUUCCAAUUAAUCCUGGCCGUUUUUCUCCUAUGCAAGUAUAAUUUUCCUUUUGUCCUUGCAUGCUGAGCAUAAAGCAUCACACUUUCAUUUCCUUGUAUCACUGUAAGCAAACCUCUGAAACUUCUGUUUUGAACCAUUUAUAUACACCAAAACUCGCUUUGUAUAUUUGAAGGCAAACUUUGAAUUAUCUGAAUGUUAUGUAUGUAGGCAAACUUCUGUUUUGAACCAUUUAUACACGUCAAACUUUGUUUGUUUCCUGCUGCAGAAAACAAAGUGGGAUGCGAAUACAUGCUAUGCGUUACCAAGUUGCAUUUUGAUGCUAGAAACACUAUUUCAUUCUUCAGAAUUGUUUGGAGCACUUAGUACCAUUUUGAUGCACAUGCUUGUACCUUUGACAUGGAUGAGUUUUGUUUUUUUCUAGAUAGUAAGUGGCGUAUAUGCGCCAGGGGAAUAAAUUUAACUCUAGAAACUAAUUCCAAUGACAGUUGACAUUUUGUUUAUUCUUGACCACUGCAGAAAAUGCUUCACAUUGACAUGAAUAAUUGAAGAAUCCUGAAUGAUUUUUCCAUGCUGGUCUUGUCCAGCUCUUUGUAAAUAAUUUACGUGUCCUUUUUUUUUUCAGCCGUGAAUAUGUACAAUUGCACGAGAACUCUGCAAAGAGAUGUUCAUUAAGUGGCUUCUCCAGUAUGAUUUUCUGACAUCCGCAUGCCAGAGAAUCAACAACUUUUUGUUUAUCAAUGGAACGUUUAUUCUGAGUAGGAAACCUCUUAAAUAGCGCUUAUUUCUCCCCAUCCAGGGAUUAUCAAAUAUGAGAACUCGAUUGGUUUGAACUGGUCUGUUUAUGGCUGUUUUUAUGCUGAUCGAGGUCUGUGGCCAUUCCAGUCAUGUGUGUUGCAUAGCUGGCCGUUGUAUUUGAUCCUUGUAUGGCUAAUUAAUCUGAUUGAAUGGUUAUUCGCUCUCUUGGUUUA